Colletotrichum acutatum is the source of this 1203-nucleotide messenger RNA. RefSeq lists its product as uncharacterized. The coding region runs from base 221 to 985 and encodes 254 amino acids. The record is from RefSeq and is a predicted model, not a curated record. NCBI's taxonomy places the organism in Eukaryota, Fungi, Ascomycota, Sordariomycetes, Glomerellales, Glomerellaceae. The transcript has a single exon.
AUGACAUGUCCGAUUGGCCUGUGUCGCUUCAGACCUCGGACUGGGACCAAAACGUCAUUAAAUGGGUCAAUGAUGGAAUGGAUGAAAUGGGAAGGUCAAAGGCGAAACCCUCGAGGCAGUUUUCAAGGAGACUAAACGAUCAAUCUACCACCACUUGCAGUGUCAGGGAGUGGGCGCAACGAAGCCUGCUGUUGGCCUCAAGGUUGUACUUCAUCUAUGCAUGAAGCUGCUUCACAACGACGAGACCUUUCGAACCUGGUUUUCCAAAUAUCACCCAGCAGUCGCAGCAUACCUGAGACGCAUCAUUCAUUUGCAACUCCGACUGCUGGAUCUCUGGUUUCUGAACUCCAACCACAACACAUCCUCCACUCAGUCUCGCGCAAUUCGCAUUUGCAACACGACUCUCGUGUUGAUGCUAGCAGAUGAGAAGGCACCUAGGAAAGAGAACUCGACCAGUCCAGUUCCUGAUGAACCAGACCACACUGUCUGGCAUCUCCAUUCAAACACACUCGAAUGGAUCGAAGAGUUGAUGAAUUCCAUUGGUCUCACCCCGGAAACUCUUGAGGGCACAAGGAGCGACUGGAAACCAGAAAAGAGCUUUGAUAUCAAGAGACGCUCAAUCAAGAAUACCGGAACUCAAGAAGAAGACUCUGAUGAAAUCUUGGUACCCUUGGCUGCACAAAUGAAGCCGCGCGAUAAAGACCUGAAGUACCUUGCAACCGCUUAUUACAACAAGAAGUGGGAGCUGUGGAAUACCCAUCAGAUGCUAGACAGGUUGGACAAGGUGGCCUCAUCCAGGGCCGACAGCUCCUAUCGGAAACGGCGAUUCCAGCAACGUGAUGGAGGAGAUGUGGCUAAUGAGAAGACAACUGACGAUAUGAUCGUAUUUCGCUGUAUUCUCAUAGCAUUACUUUUUCAGACGGCUCCAGACAACGCAGCGCUCAUCAAAUCGGGGGUUUGGGAACAGGUUGUGGCUAUUGUCUAGGGGACAGAGGGUUGGGUACGACGAGCAAGGCCUGAGGCUACGAUACUGGUGACUUGCUGUCUGCGAUGAGUGUACCAACGACUUUUGUUCAGAAAGUUAGAAGAAGAUAAUACAUAGUUGAAUAUGUAGGCACCGUUACUGGUCUUCGUCACCGUUAAGAGCUCGUUGGAUAUUUCCUCGUUUAUGACGAUGAUGGCUCAUUUAGGAGAACCUGGCAG